AUGAUGCAUGGCUUUGGCCAUGAUCCUAAUACUGAUCAUUACAAGGUGGUGGUUAUUUUACGUGCACGUGAUAGUAGUGGUAAUUUAUUUCACAAAAAUGUGUACGAACCUAAUGUGAAGGUUCAUACUUUGGGCACAAAUUUCUGGAGAAGUCCGUGUUUUAUUGUUUCUCUUAAUUUGAGGACCGAGUCUUACCAAGAAGUUUUGCUGCCUGAUUUUGGAGUGGUAGAUACAUAUUCUUUGCAUUUGGGUGUGUUGCGAAAUUGUUUGUGCAUGGUUUCUGGUGAUGAUGUUUGGGUUAUGACAGAAUAUGCAAAUAAAGAGUCAUGGACUAAACUGUUCACUAUUUCUUACAUACGCGAUCCUUGUGCAUAUUGUGUUUUUAUCAAGGCAAUACAUACUUUUGAAGAUGGCCAAAUGCUGCUGAAGUUUAUAGGGGAUGUGAAAAAGUUGAUUAUUUACAUUUCUAUAAAUGGAACUUCAAAGCCUAUUGAGUUUGAAAACGCUUCUGAAGUCUGCGUUGAGAGUUUGAUAUCACCUUGUCUGUAA
Molecule: messenger RNA, 549 nt
Organism: Medicago truncatula (barrel medic)
Lineage: Eukaryota; Viridiplantae; Streptophyta; Magnoliopsida; Fabales; Fabaceae
Product: F-box/kelch-repeat protein At3g06240
Exons: 2
Coding region: 1-549 (182 amino acids)
Source: RefSeq, a predicted model, not a curated record